AUGGAUAAAAUGAGAAAUCUUACAAAAUCGGGGAUCGACAUGGGCUUCGACCUGGCGUUUCCUCCGACCGGUGCACGGGACAAGGACGACGAUGCAGUACUGGAGCUCGAGUACAGCGACGACCUCGAGCGGGCGCUGGCGCUCAUACCCGCGAGCCAAGAGUUCAUGUACUACGAGCUCAAAAGCCGCGCGCCCGACACCGCCAGUCCACCGACAUUCAAGACAGCAACGCCGACGUCGCGCACUCAAUUGAAGCUCCAGUUGAUGCGCGAGCAACUUCAAGAGCAGGAGCGUCGCGAAGCCGAGUUUCGACAGAGCUUGCAGCAACAGAGGCCGGCAGCGGCACCCCCCAGACCUGUGCCACCCACGAGUAUGCCUACCAUCGGCGUCGAUGUGCCACCGCAAGUUCUCCAGGUGCGAACACUGCUGGAGAAUCCAACGCGCUACCACGUCGUGCAAAAGCAAAAGAACCAAGUGCGCCAGUACCUCCACGAGUCGUUUCGCUCCAUGUCGGCCAACCUAUCGAGCUCGUCGUUGGACGGUUCCGCGACGACAACAACGACGGCAGGCAGCGAUAGCCACGGUAGUUUGGACACAGCAUCGGCCCACCAGGCCCCAACGAUACUCGACACGGGUCCAAUGACGGUACACAGCGCGCCACCCGAUCCUAUGGUGCAUUUGAUCGAACAACAACAACAGCAUCCACACCUCACCUCGUACCCACACGCACCUAGUUUACUGCCAGGGAAGGGACAACACGUGGAACCCAGUCCGGAUCUCACGACGGGCGCCAUGUCGCCGAGUCUGAGUAGCAUUGCUACUAGUAAUUCGGAGGCGGAGGAUCUUCUGGACGACAUACUCUCGUUCGAGGCAGGUUCUCUGGGCGAUGGGUUGAAGGACGGUCAGUCCGGUAGUUUGACGGGUAGUCUGACGAGUUUGACGGAUCUGUCGGUAAAGCACGAGCCUCUUUUACUCACCGACGCGGAAGUCCACGCGCUCGCCAAGGACAGACAGAAAAAGGACAAUCACAAUAUGAUCGAGCGAAGGCGGCGCUUCAACAUCAACGACAGGAUCAAGGAGCUCGGCACCCUCCUACCCAAGACCAACGACCCCUACUACGAGAUCGUAAGGGACGUGAGGCCGAACAAGGGCACGAUCCUGAAAUCCUCGGUGGAGUACAUAAAGCUGCUGAAGAACGAGCUUUCGCGCAUGAAGCAAAACGAACUGAGGCACAAACAGAUAGAGCACCAGAAUCGCCGACUCCUGCUGCGUAUCCAGGAACUCGAGCUCCAAGCCAAAGCCCACGGGCUCCCCGUCACGGAUAUCACCUGGGGGUCCUCCUCAGCAGGCCUUCUCAAUUCGUACGCUAAGAGCAGGCACGAGCAACGGAAGCUGAUGUUCCAACUGCCGGACAUAGUGACGGAGGACGCAAGCACCGGCGCCCUGAGCAUGUCCCAACUCGAGGAUCUCAUGGAGGACGACACUGCCGGACCAGUGCACGGCGGCGACCCUAUGCUGUCGUCGCCUCACCUACCGCCCCUCAGCCCGCCCUGCCACCACCACUUGGCUCCCGACGAGGACACCCUCGGCAGCCUGGCGCCCACAACCUCUAACUCGUCCUCCGACAUGGACAUCGUUGCGUAGCCCCCACCUACAUACUGCUCCACUCUUGUUCAUUCAUUAUCCAUGAAGAGCAUGUUUAUAGCACAACAGGUAAUAAGAGAAGAUUGGAAAGUAUCCCUUAACCCUUUUAAAAAAUAUGCACAUGUAAGGGAAGAGACAAAGCUACGAGGCAUAUCACGUGACUCCCGCCGAUCAUCCAAAAUUAAUUUCCCUGCUCAAGACGCUGCGUAGUGACACUAGUGGUAUUGCAGCAGCUCCUUUGUGGUGGUCAAACGCACAGGACGAAGACACGCGCGGCCAAUAACAGCCCAAAGGGAUUCCCGGAGGGCUUCCGAUUUCACCUUUGACCGAGAGAGGAAAAUACCUUCCCCCUUUUCGUUAGCGUCCCCUCAACACGUCCUCGUAUUGGCAUUCUCGCGUGUGAUAUCCGGUGGUUGGUCUCGUUGUCCGUCACCACCACGGCUUUUCUCGGAUUUUUCGGUGGCAGUUCGGUGUCACCUUUAAAAUGUAAAAUCAUGGUCAUUAUUUUCUCGGGAAGUAGGGGCCCUGAAAAAUUUUUCCGAAUCAGCUGUUGUUAGGAGGGAAAGAAAGAAAAAAAAAAAAAAAAAAAAAAAAAAA
Copidosoma floridanum is the source of this 2241-nucleotide messenger RNA. It is a transcript of the gene Mitf, whose product is annotated as transcription factor Mitf. Gene Ontology annotation, biological process: regulation of transcription by RNA polymerase II. Gene Ontology annotation, molecular function: protein dimerization activity; RNA polymerase II cis-regulatory region sequence-specific DNA binding; DNA-binding transcription factor activity, RNA polymerase II-specific. Lineage: Eukaryota; Metazoa; Arthropoda; Insecta; Hymenoptera; Encyrtidae. The record is from RefSeq and is a predicted model, not a curated record. Gene Ontology annotation, cellular component: nucleus.